Molecule: messenger RNA, 693 nt
Organism: Salvelinus sp. IW2-2015
Lineage: Eukaryota; Metazoa; Chordata; Actinopteri; Salmoniformes; Salmonidae
Product: proline-rich proteoglycan 2-like
Exons: 2
Coding region: 1-693 (230 amino acids)
Source: RefSeq, a predicted model, not a curated record
AUGACACAGGCCAAGUCGAGCAGACCGCAAGCUCCCAACAGGGGGAGGUCCCAACACAGCUCCCAAACAGGGGGGGCUCCCAACACACUCCCAACACAGGCUCCCAACAGGGCUCCCAACCACAGCUCCCAACAGGGCUCCCAACAGGGGGGGGGGCUCCCAACACAGCUCCCACAGGGGGGGCUCCCAAACACGCUCCCAACACAGCGCCCAACAGGCCUCCCAACAGGGGGGGGCUCCAACACAGCUCCCAACAACAGCUCCCAACAGGGGGGCUCCCAACACAGGCUCCCAACAGGCUCCCAACCAGGGGGGGGCUCCAACACAGCCUCCCAACAGGGCUUCCCCAACACAGCUACCAACACUCACCAACAGGGGGGGGCUCCCAACACAGCUCCCAAACAGGGCUUCCCAACAGGGGGGGCUCCCCAAACACAGCUCCCAACACAGCUCCCAACAGGGCUCCCCAAACAGGGGCUUCCCAACACAGCUCCCAACAGGGGGGGCUCCCAACACAGCUCCCAACAGGGCUCCCAACAGGAGGGCGCUCCAACACAAGCUCCCAACAGGGCUCCCAACAGGGCUUCCCAACCACCGGCUCCCAACAGGGCUCCCAACAGGGCUCCCAACAGGGGGGGCUCCCAACACAGCUCCAACCAGGGGGGGCUCCAAUCAGGCAGGGCUCUCGGUUGA